This is a messenger RNA of Apis laboriosa (Himalayan honeybee), 2303 nucleotides long. Its product is annotated as tubulin alpha chain-like. Lineage: Eukaryota; Metazoa; Arthropoda; Insecta; Hymenoptera; Apidae. Gene Ontology annotation, cellular component: microtubule; cytoplasm. Gene Ontology annotation, biological process: mitotic cell cycle; microtubule cytoskeleton organization. The transcript has 6 exons. The record is from RefSeq and is a predicted model, not a curated record. The coding region runs from base 245 to 1561 and encodes 438 amino acids. Gene Ontology annotation, molecular function: structural constituent of cytoskeleton; GTP binding.
AUAAACGAACACAUUCAAUAUCUUCUAAAUUCGCCACUUUGACAAAUGUACAAAAAUGAUACGUAAAUAGUAUACGGCAAAAAAAAAAAAAAAAAAGAAGAAAAAAAGAAGAGAAAAAAAUUAUACAAAAUAAUGAUCAAAAUUUUUGGUGUAAUCUCACAAUAUUCAAACGAUGCAGUGUUACCGUUUGUUCGUCCCAAAUGGGAAUCCAUUGGAAAUUUAUAAUUCGGAUUACGGUUGAACAAUGGAUGGAUCAAGUGAAAUAAUAACAAUUUUCAUAGGGCAGGCUGGCACGCAAUUAGCAAAUGCCUGUUGGGAAUUAUUCUGUCUGGAACAUGGCGUGUCUCCCAAUGGCUGUCUUCGCCAAGGUUACUAUCCAACGGAUCCUGCUAUGUGCGCCUUCUUUUCAGAGUCGCAAGUAAGAAAGCUGACACCGCGAACGAUGAUCAUUGAUCUGGAGCCAAGCGUGAUCGACGAGAUUAAAACGGGCGAUUACAAGCAAUUGUUCAGCCCCGAUUCGUUGGUCACCGGAAAACAAGACGCGUCGAACAAUUACGCGAGGGGUUACUACAGCAUCGGUAGAGAGGCGAUUCCUCUCGUAUUGAGUCGUAUUUCCAAGAUAUGGGAAGCGUGCUCGAAGCCAGCUGGAUUCAUCGUAUUCAGAUCGAUAAGCGGUGGUACCGGAAGUGGUUUUGCCUCCUUGCUACUUCAACAAUUAUCAACCGAUUAUCCGAAAACGAUCACUUUGGACUUUGUUAUUUAUCCAUCCCCCAACAUAUCCGCAGUUAUCGUGGAACCGUACAACGCGUUAUUCUCUAUCCACAGUUCAUUGGAUCACGUGGACUGUUCCUUCCUCGUUGACAACGAAGCUCUGUACAACAUUUGCGCCAGCAAUUUGGACGUAAACGAUCCAACUUUCACCAAUCUGAACCGCCUGUUAGCCCAAAUUACAUCCAGCGUCACGGCUUCGAUGAGGUUCGAGAGCGCUGUGAACGUUAGCCUCCAAGAAUUGCAAACUAAUCUGGUACCUUAUCCAAGAAUUCAUUUCUCCUUGACUACGUACGCUCCGCUGAUCUCUCCUAGAAGGGGCAUGUACGCUGAAAUUACCACCCAGCGGAUCACCAAUGAUUGUUUCAUACCUUCGAAUCAGAUGUUGUCGAUCGAUCCACGUACCGGAGCUUAUACCAGUUGUUGUUUACUUUAUCGUGGAGAUGUGAGCGCAAAUGACGUUAACAGAACGAUCGCGUCACUGAAAGGGGCAAAGUCUAUUCGUUUCGUCACUUGGGCUCCGACCGGGUUCAAAGUAGGUAUUAAUUAUCAGCCGACCACGACCGUCCCUGGCGGUGAUCUGGCAAAAUCGAGCAGGACGGUGGUGAUGAUCAGCAACAACACAGCUAUGAGACACAGAUGGUCGAUGCUCACCCGGAAAUACGACUUGAUGUACCAGAAAAGAGCUUUCUUUCAUCAUUACAUAGGGGAGGGUAUGGAGGAGGAUUUUUUCAAGGAGGCACGGGAGGACAUGAUGACUCUGAUCAAUGAUUACAAAGAGAUCGAGAGAUGAUCCUUUAAGAUUCUUCGCUUUCCAAUUUAUAAAGUUUCUCUUGUGCGAGAGAUAAAGAGACAUUUGCGAUCGCUGUACUUUAUUUCAGCAAAGGUUAGUAACAAAAGGUUAGUAAAUAGAGAAGAAAGAAUUUUAUAAUAUUUACUGGAACCGUGGUACGGUUGAGCAAGGAGCGUUUGAUUUAUUUCUAUUAUUUCAGAGGAGAAGAAGAAAGUGUGAUUGCACCGAGAUAAGAAAGAAUCGCGCGAAGAUAAGCGGACAGCCAGUGGUAGACUCGCUGGCACCAAUGGGUACAACGCGAGCGAUCGUGUAAUAUUGACUUUCACUUGUUACAUUUGCCACGGACAUACAGACCAUCGAUAAGGAAUCACGCACUUUUCGAUCUGAACGUGUGGAUACCUGCAUGUUCCACACUGUGAAACAAGCAUAUAUACAAAAUUAGGCCUUGUUGUAUUCGUGUAAACGACGUGCUAAUGAUAAGCGGUAUCGGGUGAUUGGUAUCCCCUGGCGAUAUCAUUCGUGCCAUCCGCUUUGUUCUGGAUAUAAUCGGUCAUUUAUCUUCGUUAUCUUCGAAGACAAUUAAGAAUUCCGGGAAAAUAAACAGAAAAAUCCUGACAUAUAUUAUAACGGAGGAGCAACAACACCCUUAUUAUUAUAUUGCGGCUGUAAAAUCUAUAAAAUGUAAAAAAAAAAUAUAUAUAUAUAUACCGAUUUCAAAGCGUACAAUAAAAUAAAAAUCGUA